Fopius arisanus is the source of this 2185-nucleotide messenger RNA. It is a transcript of the gene HLH54F, whose product is annotated as HLH54F. Bases 262 to 759 code for a protein of 165 amino acids. The transcript is spliced from 2 exons. The record is from RefSeq and is a predicted model, not a curated record. NCBI's taxonomy places the organism in Eukaryota, Metazoa, Arthropoda, Insecta, Hymenoptera, Braconidae. Gene Ontology annotation, biological process: regulation of transcription by RNA polymerase II; developmental process. Gene Ontology annotation, molecular function: RNA polymerase II transcription regulatory region sequence-specific DNA binding; protein dimerization activity; DNA-binding transcription factor activity, RNA polymerase II-specific.
UCUGUUCUUCUAGAUCCUCUUAACAUCUUAACAAUUAGUUCUCCCCGAUCAUUAGAAGACAGUGGAUUAAUCCUUGACCCCUAAACUUGACUCAAACAUUUUUUUCUGGAGUGAAUAAAAAACCCACAAGCCCAUCGAUUUCUCUUAAUAAAAAAAAUCCAAUCGAUCACUCGGGGAAUCAGUCCAAUUUUUUUUGAUCCAUGACAAUCGUUUGCUUUGGAAUUUGAUUUAAAACCGGAUAAUUAUAUUGUAAAUGUGAAAAUGCCGAGAAAGAGGAGAGUGUCGGUGACAUCUUUGGAUGAGGAUGAUUAUCCUGACGAGAAAUAUAGCAAAGACGAGAUCGAAGGAAGAGCUCCAAGGAAUGCAGCUAAUGCCAGGGAACGUGCCAGAAUGAGAGUCUUGAGCAAAGCAUUUUGUCGCCUGAAAACUACUCUUCCCUGGGUUCCAGCUGAUACAAAACUCAGUAAAUUGGAUACUCUACGUCUUGCUGCAACAUACAUUGCACAUCUCCGUGCUGUUCUGAGGGAUGAUAACGACUCACUUCCGGAUUCCACCAGGUCUUUAUCUCUAGCUUUGUCCUGGCCCUUUGCAAUUCAAUCAUCAACUCCGGUAUUCAUAAACAACAGCUGUGCAGUGUCAUCAACAUCUCAACUGAAUAAUCAGUAUAAUCGUGGACAAGUGGAGAAUUCCCAUGAACUUCAGAGUUAUCAUUCUGGUCAUCAAAGUAUUUCAAACCGCCAUGACCAGAUGUAUUAUUGACUUUCCCGAUAGAAAAACAGAGAAUAUUUCAACUUUCAAAACUCAUAGAUUUUCAUUGAAAAUCUAACUCUCUCAUUUAACUUACUGAUUCAUCCAAAAAAUGUAAUCGAGUAAUUAAGAACGUGAGAAAACCGCCAAAGAUAUAUUCAUUAAUGUGGAAACAAAAAUUCACAGAUAAGCCUUGAAAUAUUUUUAUUUAUAUGACUUUUUAUAAUUUUCACUAUUCAAUGUUUAAGUCAGAUUAUUUCAUUUAUUCUUCGAAGAAGAAUCUAUGGCUGAAAUAUUUGUAUGCGAUCAUGGAGCCGAUUUAUUUAUUCAAAAAAACCUAAGAUUACUAGUCGAAAAUUUGUUUCUCUAAGAAUAAAUUGAAAAUUAAACUUAAGAACAUCGACAUCCGGUGAUGAGACGGAAGUGCGGAAGGAUCAACGGGUCUCGGUUAAAUAAACAGCUUUAAGAACUUUGUAUAAGUUUCCGUAAGUUAAAACAAUAUAUCCGAUUCCCUUACGACAUCGACAACAUGUUUUUGAGGUCUCGUGGGUCAACAAACCGCCCACCCUAUUUUUUUCCCUAUCAUUUAAUAUUUUAGAACUAUUAUAAUGUCAGUUAAUUCUCAUAAUUCCCGAUUUUGUGAGUAAUGCCAAAAAUUAAAUGUAUCUAUGAAUAACAAAUGCAACUGGAAAAUAAAGAUGAAUGACUUUUUAAGAAAGUAAAAUUUAUUGAGCGGUUGAAUCUUCGAGGAAAUCCCUAAGCCUCAGUGAUCCUGUAAUGUGAUCCUCUACAAAUUUUCCCUGCCUCUGCUCGUCCCCUAGAAUUAUGAAAUCUAUUCCAUGAAGUAUUCAGUCCGUAAUUUAUUACGUAAGUUAUUACUCAUUAAGAAUUACUAUUAAGGAUAGAAUAGCAUUUUUUACCGUUGCCCCGUGCACCUGGAGAUGAUUAAAAAAUAAUAAUUUCCUUAAUCCAUCAUAAAUUAUUCAUUAAGUUAUUAAAGUGACAAUACUCUUACUAUUAUUACUACUCCAUCACUUAAUUAAUAACUAAUUGAUAAGUCCUUAAUGGCCAUUUUAUAACUGAUGAUUAAUCAGAGAAAGGAGACGACACUCAUUAAUUUUUUAUUCCAGAUUUUUAUUAUUUAAUCACUUUUUAAUUUUAUGUCACAUUUAAAAUAGUUUUUACUAAACCAACGAGCGUCUAUGAAUUUAUUUAUGAGAUUGGGAGAUACAAUCAAUAUACAGUAUUAUAGUGAAGAAUUGUAGACAAAUCGGGAAAAAUUAAUUACUAAAAGUUGAAUAAUUCAAUCGCAUAUUGUAUUAUAAUAUUGCAUUAUAGUUUGUAACGCUGAGGUUCGUCGGAAUUUAAAAAAUAGGGACCUACAGAAUAGAGUAAAAUGCCUCGACAAAAGAAAUUAUCUCGAGUUUAAUCACAAAUA